Cyphellophora attinorum is the source of this 999-nucleotide messenger RNA. RefSeq lists its product as uncharacterized. Gene Ontology annotation, biological process: positive regulation of transcription by RNA polymerase II. The coding region runs from base 1 to 999 and encodes 332 amino acids. Gene Ontology annotation, cellular component: nucleus. The record is from RefSeq and is a predicted model, not a curated record. Lineage: Eukaryota; Fungi; Ascomycota; Eurotiomycetes; Chaetothyriales; Cyphellophoraceae. The transcript has a single exon. Gene Ontology annotation, molecular function: transcription cis-regulatory region binding; DNA-binding transcription factor activity.
AUGGCUUUGAGCUCGCCUCUUCUAUUGCUCACCAUCAUAUCGAAUGCUGGCGAGUGGAUGUAUCUCGAAGGACUUCUCCAGGCCGAUGAUGUCGCAAAGCAGCAUCGAACUGCGCUGCAAGCCCUCCAGAAGGCGAUUGGUCUUGCACACCAACCAAGCUCGCGCACAUCUGACCUGUCUGGGACGAGUCCAAAAGCCCUCGACGUCGGAUUGGACACACUGGGUGCUGUUCUAAUGCAGGUCACCAACUCGUACUUCCUAGGAUGGGGGCCAGUGCAGUAUCAUCUAGACGCAGCCAGUCAUUUGAUCCAGGAACUCGGAAUCUCAUCCUUCAAGGGUGACGAUUUCAUGUCUUCGUUCCUACUUCAACGAUUUAUCCUGCUCGACGUCUGGAGCGCCAUGUUGCAGAAUCAUCGACCCCUUCUACCGAGUGGGCACUGGGCCCUGCAGCCUGAAGCAAUGCUGGACUCUCGAGACCCGUCGUUCCGCGAGAUGACGGGCUGUCCGCAUCCUGUGAUAUGUAUUCUGUCGCGUAUAUGUCACCUGGUAGCCGAUCUAGGCAAGGAAGACACCUCGGAUAUUCUACGUGUUGCCUUCAUCGCUGAGAACGAUCUGCGCUUAUACGGAUCAACGACAGGUAUACAUGAAAAGGUUCAAGAACAGGACGCACAAUCCGACUAUGAGAUAUUGGCCCGUUGUUGGUACUGGUGUGCUCAUCUCCUCAUACAACGAAGGAUCUAUGCAGAUCCAUGGUCGUCUCGCCGGGUUUCCGAGACUGUCUAUACGCUCACAGCACUAGUCGAAUCUAUCUCAAGCUCAUCGAAGCUCUAUCAGAAGGUAGAGACCUUUCUAUGCGUGCUUGCUGUGGAAGCCGAAGAUGAAGUGGUCGUACAAUGGAUACUGAAGAAAAACAAGGCUCUGGCAAAGCGAACUCCUAGCAGAACAAGAGACGAUAUUGUUGGUGCAAUGACUGCUCGGAUCCGCGGGAAGCCAGGCUAA